GAAGGCCUGGAAAGCUGGAUGCAGGAAUUGCACAACUGACAGAGCUUCAGAGGCACAGGAGAAACAAAACAAAAAACAAACUUUUUAAUUUGAAGAAAUACAUCUUCUCUUAGUCAGAAAAUGACAAUAAAUGUACUGUUUGCGUUUAAAUGUUUAAAUUUCCUUGUGCUGGAAAAGGAAAAAAACUUGAAUAAGCUUUGUUUCUAUUUAUAGUUUGCUAAGGGCUGGAUUUAGGAAUUGUAAAACUGCACAGCUACAUUUUUAUGCAGUAGAGGAAACCUGGAAUAUUUAAUGGAUUCAUCAGUGCCUUUACUAAGGAAUGGUUGCUUUUAACUUAGUCUUUUGAUGACCCAUAUAUAAUUGAGCAAGAACUGAAUCGUCUUUGGGGAGCAUCAACUUUUUCUGAGACCCUUCUGAAGCGGACAUAUGGAUUAAGAUUUGAAUGCAGGCAUUUGUAAUAUUAGUUUCUCUGCUUCUCUUAGAUUUUACAGACAUAUUGAAUACUUGGAACUGAAAGUUAUUAGUCCAGGUCUGCAAUGUGGACUUUACAUAAAUUUUCAUGUGGAGACGGUCAUAUUGCAUAUUUUUUUAUAGUAUCAUUUGUGUGCAGUAUCUCAUCUGAUCCAUGAGGAUGCAUCGCUUUGAUAAACUGAAGAAAUCCAUCCCUUUCCUUGCACAUUUCCAUGCUUACAAAAAACUGGGCAGUAGCAUGCAGUCAGAUGAGGGUACAGAGUGGCUCCUUGAACUUCUAACAGAGGUGCAGCUUCAGCAGUAUUUCCUACGCAUACGUGAUGAUCUUAAUGUCACCCGCCUCUCACAUUUUGAUUAUGUAAAAAAUGAAGAUCUUGAAAAAAUCGGCAUGGGCCGUCCAGGCCAAAGACGUCUAUGGGAAGCAGUAAAAAGAAGAAAAGCUUUCUGCAAGCGAAAAUCUUGGAUGAGCAAGGUAUUCAGUGGAAAGAGACCCGAAUCUGAGUUUCAAGCUCAACCUACUACUACUUUCCGCAAAGUCACAACCCCUCCCCCACCAGAGGGUCAACAGGCCCUUACCUGCCUCAUAAGCGAGAAGGACCUCACACUCUUUGAAAAGCUUGGAGAUGGCUCCUUUGGGGUGGUAAAACGAGGAGAAUGGUUCACACCAACUGGUAAAGUGAUAAGUGUUGCAGUGAAAUGCUUAAAAACAGAUGUUCUUAAUCAGCCAGAUGCUUUGGAUGACUUCAUCAGGGAAGUUAAUGCUAUGCACUCUCUAGAUCAUCAAAACCUGAUCCGGCUAUAUGGUGUUGUACUCACACACCCCAUGAAAAUGGUCACAGAACUGGCACCAUUAGGCUCUUUGCUGGAUCGUUUAAGAAAGAAUCAGGGACAUUUUCUAAUAUCAACGCUUUGUCAAUAUGCCAUUCAAAUUGCCAAUGGUAUGGCUUACCUGGAAUCAAAGAGAUUUAUCCAUCGGGAUUUAGCAGCCAGAAAUAUCUUGCUAGCAUCUAAUGAACUUGUCAAGAUUGGUGAUUUUGGACUAAUGCGUGCACUUCCUAAAAAUGAUGAUCAUUAUGUUAUGCAAGAACAUCGCAAGGUUCCCUUUGCCUGGUGUGCUCCUGAAAGUUUAAAGACCCGUACAUUUUCUCAUGCAAGUGAUACCUGGAUGUUUGGUGUCACUCUUUGGGAAAUGUUUACUUAUGGUCAGGAACCUUGGUUGGGACUCAAUGGUAGUCAGAUCCUUCAUAAAAUUGACAAAGAAGGAGAAAGAUUGACAAAGCCUGAGGACUGUCCUCAAGACAUCUAUAAUGUAAUGCUGCAGUGCUGGGCACAGAAGCCUGAUGACCGGCCCACUUUUAUAGCACUACGGGAAUUUCUAGUAGAGACAAUGCCUACAGACAUGCGAGCACUUCAAGACUUCGAGGAGCUUGACAAGCUGCAGAUUCAAAUGAAUGAUGUCAUUACAAUCAUUGAGGGCAGGGCAGAGAACUACUGGUGGAGGGGCCAGAAUAAAAGAACCUUAAAAGUGGGACAGUUUCCCAGGAACACCGUCACUUCGGUGGCGGGAUUAUCAGCACAUGAUAUCAGCAGACCUCUCAAAAACAGCUUCAUCCAUACAGGACAUGGAGAUACCAACCCUCAACACUCCUGGGGAUUUCCAGAUAAAAUUGAUGAGUUGUACUUGAGCAAUCCAAUGGAUCCCCCAGAUGUUUUAGGAAUGGAUAUAAUGGCAGCAAGACCCACUCAGUUGCCUGGAAGGGCGAAAAAGGAGCCUCCUCCACGCCCUCCUCAACCAGUCAUCCUAAUCAAGAGUAAGUCUGGCCACUCGUUCUGGUCUAAAAGCUGUUCCUGCUCUCUCUGUUUCAUUCUAGCCCCACUCUUUAAAGAACCUUGCUAUGACCCAGUAGCAGAAGAGGAAGAUUCUGCUGCUAACCUAAAGAAAAUGUCACUAAGGAAACAAGGGCCUGUUAAGGGUCUUAAACUUAAACCUGCUGCUCGAGUCUGUGCAACAAAGAUCAGUGAUAGACAGUGCUUCGGUGGAAAAAGCAUAGUAGCUCAGGCAAAUGAAAUUUCAUUGAUUGACUUUGAAGAUGAGGUUCCACCAUCUACUCCUUCUCCUAUCAUGGAGCUAACAAUUCCAGCACUGGCAAAAUUAGUGUUGGACACUGACAGUAUAUUGGAUAAAACCCCUCCGCAGAGUCCCACAAGGUUUCUUCCUAGACCCCUUCACCCUACACCUGUUGUUGACUGGGAUUCCAAACCCUUACCACCCCCACCUGCUUAUGACGACGUUGCUCAGGAUGAGGAGGAUAUUGAAGUUUCUUCGAUAAAUAGUUCUGAACAAGUUAUGACAGACGAAAGGUCAAAAUAUGAUAUGGUUAAUCUCCACAAAACCAAAGACAAGGGAGAAACAAACUUUGGCUUUGUUCAGGAAGCUGACUUGGUAGAAAGACUAAAAGUGGAGGACAACCUGUUCUUGCCUUGUCAUCAGAAGAGACGGACAAGCUUAUCUCAGUCAACUGAAAUUUUUGAGGAACUACAACAAGAAUGCAUGAAAAGAUUAAAUGUUCCUGCUGGUUUUUCUCAGCCUUCCACACCAAGCCCCACAAAUCCGGAUGUUCACAAACAGAUAUUUUUACCAUCUGCUGAAGAAAAACCACAGAUUCCACCUAGGAUACCUAUCCCACCACGGCCUGCUAAACGAAAUGAGUAUGGUCGAUGGUCUGGUGAUCUUUCUCCUGGUUCAGUGGGAGAGGAUGACAAACCGCCACAGCUACCCCCAAGAGACCCCUUAUCACAGCCUAAUUCUCGAACUCCUAGCCCCAUGAGUCUCAAUGUGGGAUCUCCUCAACAAAGAUGCAGCCUUAGUUCAGCCAUGUCAUUUGGUUCAUAUCUUUCCACUUCACCUGGCAAACCUAUGCCAACUACCCAGAGCUUUGCAUCAGACCCCAAAUAUGCUACCCCAAAAGUAAUUCAGGCUCAAGGGAAGGACUGUAGCAAAGGACCAUGCAUCUUACCAAUUGUUAAAGAUGGAAAAAAAGUGAGCAACACGCAUUAUUACCUUCUUCCAGAAAGACCUCCCUACUUGGAUAAGUAUGAGAGGUUUUUUAAGGAGGCUGAAAGCACAGAGGACAUCUCAUCCAGAAGAACUGUUACAACAGCAACUGUACGACCCAUGGUCCAGCAAAAUGAUGUCAAAACAAACUUCUCUUCCAAUAACAGCAAUUUGGGUGCCAAAAAUGUGAUGAAGACCUCCUAUAGUCUCCAGAAAAUUACCUUUGAUGGAUCUGUUGGAAAAACUGAAGGAAUCAAGCCAUCGGAUAAAAUCAAACUAGUGCAGGAAACAGUCCAUGGAGUCACUAUAGAGGAGUGCCAGGCUGCUCUGCAGAGUCACAACUGGAAUGUUCAUAAAGCAAUACAGUGCCUCAAGGUUGAACAGUUGUUCUGCCUGGGCCUGAAAACAAGAGCAGAAUGUCUUAAAAUCUUAGAAAUGCAUGACUGGAAUCUGGAACUGGCAAGCUCUCAACUUCUGGAGUCGUACAGCACUGUGAGGCAAAGAUCACAUGGACGGCUGGAGCAUGUACCUUGUUUACCUGAGGAAGAGAUGGCAGCAGAAUGCACUAUGGGAGGAAGGCGAUGACAAAUGACUAAAGAAGCAUGAUGCUCUGAUAUCUUCGUACACUUUUUUUCCUUUGUCCUUUUUCCCCACACAGCAUGUGGAUGGCUGCUUGACUACAAACAAAACCUCAAAAAAACUGUCUGUUUGGGAUUAGCUUCUCUGAUCAAAAGGUCAAAUUUCAACCAGUACAGUGUUUUAUUCUAGAACUAUUGUACUACUAAAAAAUGUGCUUUGUCUAGAAGAAAAUUUGUAAAACAAAAAUUAUAAAACAUUUGUCAGUAGAGCAUAUAUCAAGUACACCAAAAACAAUCUGAAUUUUUCUGCUGUUGGUCUGUUAGGUUUGCAUCAUUGUUUGACUGAAUUUUUUUUAGUAGUUUAAUUUUAAAAAUGAUUUGUGAAAAAUAUUUGAGUGGUAUUUUUUUUUAACAUGAAGCCAAAAGAUUUUCAUAAUGAUUUCAACGUGCACAGUGCUACUGUAUUUCUUCAGACAGUAGAGGUGCAGCAAGGAAUACAUUUUGUCUUGUAAAGUUUCUGAACAAAGACAUUGAUGUUUGAUAAAGCAGUGGCUCUGGGCUCCAAACUGUAAACCAUAUUUUUUUUUUGUUUUGCAUUAUUCUUUGUAAUUUUUUUUUUAUUUGAAUUUUACAGAAUUUGUUGAAGUUUGUUGCUUUAUAUAAAUGUUUAUGUCUCUAUACCCAGAAGUAGAUCAAAGGAUUGUUACUUGAAGCACACUUCAUGGAAGCCUUUUAAUAUAUAUAUAUAUAUAUAAAAUAUUCUUUAAAAAUAAUGCAGUAACACUUACAUACAAUUGCCAUGUAAACAAUUAUAAUAAUAUGAACACACAUGUCAUACUUUUAAGAUGAUACUGAAGAAGUCUCUUUAAUAAGAAGCUCCUACAGAAUCCAAAUGCUAGCUUAUAUUUAUUUAUAUAUUUAUGUUUAAUGUCUAGGCUGUAAAAUGAUUUCAUUUUGUUGUUGGAGAUCAUGGUUAGAAUACCAAUGAAAGCCCAACAACAUUAAACAACUUCCCUUAGGUAUGUGCUAUAAAAAAAACAUGUUUUAUAAUAUAUAAAAAAAAAUGUCACAUCACAGAAUUGUCAUUUUUCUACAAAUGUUAGGGAGAAUGUGUGUUACAAGCAUCAUUGUAGGAAAACUAAACAGUUUACCAGAGAAUUUCGAUAGGGCACUACUCAUGCUGAAAAAACGAUUAACCUAAAGAAGCAGGGACCACCUUUACUGCUGAAGCUGGCAGCUCAUUCAUUAAUCCACUUAAAGUAAAAAAAAAAAAA
Messenger RNA from Polypterus senegalus (gray bichir), 5378 nucleotides. It is a transcript of the gene tnk2b, whose product is annotated as tyrosine kinase, non-receptor, 2b. The coding region runs from base 626 to 4111 and encodes 1161 amino acids. The transcript has 17 exons. The record is from RefSeq and is a predicted model, not a curated record. Lineage: Eukaryota; Metazoa; Chordata; Cladistia; Polypteriformes; Polypteridae. Gene Ontology annotation, molecular function: protein tyrosine kinase activity; protein binding; ATP binding. Gene Ontology annotation, cellular component: extrinsic component of cytoplasmic side of plasma membrane. Gene Ontology annotation, biological process: negative regulation of epidermal growth factor receptor signaling pathway; protein phosphorylation; signal transduction.